Messenger RNA from Cherax quadricarinatus, 4651 nucleotides. NCBI's taxonomy places the organism in Eukaryota, Metazoa, Arthropoda, Malacostraca, Decapoda, Parastacidae. The record is from RefSeq and is a predicted model, not a curated record.
GUCAGUGCGUACCGAGGCUUCACGAGUGGGUGUGGGUGGUGUUGGUGUUGUGAGGUGCCACGUGAACGGUGCCCUAGCUGGAAGCUGGAUGCUGGUUUCCUGGCUUAUUCAGGAGACACCCUCAGCUACCCUCGUCCCUCUCCCAGAUGCCGGACGGUACGUGUACGGUUCUGAGCAAACGCUGUACGUACAGGAGGUGAGGCAGACGGACGCCCACGCCUCGUUCCUGUGUCGUGUUAGACACCGCGCCCUCCGCACGCCCAUCACCAGCACGCCCGCAUCUCUCACAGUGCUGGCGGCGCCGCUGACAGACUCUCCCCCAAGGAUGGACCCAGAGCUGACGAGGAUGUUAGAGGUGGUAGACGGCCAUCCCUUCACUAUCCCCUGCCUCGCCCACGCCCACCCUCCUCCACACUACAGUUGGUCACGUGAUGGCGUGAGUGGCGAGCUGGGGACGGUGGGGGGAAGCGUGGGUGUGAGCAGUGGCCGUGUGUGGGUGCGAGGUGCAGUAGCAGGAGGGGUACGGGCGGGGCCGUCGGAUGCAGGCGGGUACACUUGCGUGGCAGCCAACGGUGCGGGUACAGACACUGCCCACUUCACCCUCACCGUGGUACAAGAGCUUGUAAUCACUCCUCACCCACCCGCGCAGAUGGUAUCUGCGGGUAGCCGGGUGUCACUUAGCUGCCGGGUACAAGGCUCGCCUGUAUCCGAGGUGCGAUGGUACAAGGACGGCGCUAUCAUUCACCCACACACCCACGCUCACAUGCUCCUCCAGGGACGCGACACACUGACCAUCACUGGAGUUGGUGAGAGGGAUGCUGGCAUGUAUCAGUGUGUAGCUGCCAACAGUCUAGGAGAGGUGCAAGCCAGCACUCAGCUCACUAUCAGAGAUUCUCCACCAACUCUGCGACACACUUUCAUAGAGCAGACACUGCAGCCAGGACCGCCCAUGUCACUGAAAUGCACCGCUCUAGGCCAUCCGACGCCCAUUAUCACUUGGACACUAGACACACACCCACUCGAGCCCUCCGGCGGACACUACGGUGGGCAGAGAGUUGCCGUGGGCUCGUGGGUGGAUGUCAGUGAUCAGGUGGUGAGUCAAGUGAAUAUCAGCAGUGUGGAUCAUCUGGACGGAGGCACCUAUACUUGUACAGCUAUCAAUACGGCAGGAAAGGUGCACCACUCAGCCAGACUCAACAUCUAUGGUCCGCCCACGACACGCACCCCGAGGAACAUAAGUGCAGUGGAAUUGUCUGAGGCAACUCUGAUGUGCCCAGUGGCAGGAUACCCACUGACUACUGUGUCGUGGACGCUUCACGGCCGACCCCUCACCUCCACAUCACGGAGGACACCCCGAGGAGACGGCACGCUGAUCAUCCAGAGUGUGGAGGCUCAGCAUGACGUGGGUCACUACACCUGCACAGCAUCUGAUGCUCAGGGUCGCUCAGCAACGGCAACAUUUUUCCUCUCGGUAGUCAAACCACCUGUACUGGCGGAUCUGAAGUUUCCCGCGAGGUUGGUAGAAGGAAUGCGUCUGUCAGUAGCUUGUUCACUACUGAGCGGGGACCUUCCCAUCAGUCUUCGCUGGUCCCGUGAUGGCCGGCCCCUGCCUCGUGACCCCGUGCUCACUGAGACACACUCGCAGUUCUUCUCUAACCUGGUGUUCGCUGACAUCCGCGGCAGACACGCCGGCGAGUACACCUGCACAGCCUCUAACUCUGCUGCUGCUUCAACUAUCUCGGCCACCAUGGACGUACGAGAGCGACCUGAUCCACCAGGUCAUGUCCACGUGAGGGAAGUGACCAGUCGUCAUGUCACCUUAGCCUGGGCCCCACCUUUUGAUGGAAAUUCCCCUCUAACCCAUUACCUUCUGCAACACUGGCCUGCCCACCACGCCUCCCCCACUGCCAUUAACACUACGCUCCUCAAGGACCUGACUCAAGCCACGUUGAAGGGUUUGUCGCCUGGCCGUACCUACCAUAUACAAGUGUUGGCUGUAAAUGCUAGAGGGUCAUCACCUCCGUCUCCAACCCUCAGUAUCACCACCCUACAAGAACCACCCACAGCACCGCCCACACGUCUCCGCGCCCACGGUCGUCAACAGACUACUAUCACCGUUACUUGGCAGGCUCCGGCUGCUCACCUGAGCCCAGGUGAGGUUACCGGCUAUCAGGUUGGUUUCCAGGAGGCAGAGCUAGGAGAGGCGGGUGAGUACCGCUGGCGGAGUGCGCGAAGUGGUACAAUGACUUCUGAGAUCACUGGCCUCCGACACUACACCGCCUACAGAGUUACUGUGAGGGCUGUCAACCAGGUGGGGGCUGGCCCGCCAGCUCAAGCUGUGGUGGUCACCACCAGCCAGGGAGUGCCAUCAGCACCGCCAGAGAGUGUCAAGUGUGACCCUCUCUCGUCCCAGGCACUGAGAGUGCGCUGGCAACCACUCCCACUGAACCUUUCCAACGGACCUGUUCAGGGCUACAAAGUCUUCUAUAAAAGGACGACAAACAUUGAGGGGUCCAAUGCAGUUGAGAUCAAGCGCACGACCAACUUGGAGACCAACUUGCAGGGUUUGGGACGCUUCACUAAUUACAGCGUGAGGGUGUUAGCCUUCACUGCUGCUGGGGACGGUGUGGUGUCCCAGCCAGUACUCUGCUCCACUCUCCAGGAUGUUCCUGGGGCGCCGGCAGCUAUCCAUGCCUUGGCCACUGGUCGAGACUCUGUGAUGGUUUCCUGGCUGCCGCCUCCUCGUCCUAAUGGAAUCCUCACUCACUACACUCUCUACUAUCGUCCGCUCAACGCUCCGCAGGCUACAAGGAGCAUGGUGGUAGCAGCGGAUGCUGGUGCUUCUCCAUGGAUGGAGGUGAGCAGGGAAGUGGGGCUACUGGAUUCCCACGUCCACUACGAGUACUGGGUCACCGCCUCCACCCGUGUGGGCGAGGGCGCCGCCUCCACCAUUAUAUCCAAGACGCCGUCAUCAACAGUUCCAGUAAGGAUCAGGUCAUUUGGGCAGACGGUGGAGGUGGAGGCUGGUUCCUCCUUCACACUUCCCUGUGCUGUGGUGGGCUCUCCAGCACCUGCUGUCACCUGGACACACCUCGGUCGUGACACAAUUCCCCAGACACAGACAUUAGCAGACCACUCACUGCAUGUGUCAGUAGCUGGUGCAGACGUUGCUGGUAACUACACCUGCCACGCACACAACCCGGGUGGGCGAGACGAGGCUAGUUGGGUGGUACAAGUGGUACAGCCUCCACCACCACCAACCCUCAGGGUUCAGUACGCCACAGAAACCUCUAUUCAUCUCUCCUGGGAUCCACCGGGUGAUGGCGGCAAGCCUAUCACAGGAUACAUCUUACGGUACAGCUUGGAGGGAGACAAGACGUGGGUGGAAGAGGCAGUGGAACCAGGAGAGGCAACAUACAGUGUGCAGAAGCUUCGUUGUGGCUCCACCUACCACCUGCAGGUGGCAGCCGUCAACCUAGUGGGUCGAGGGGAGGCUUCCCCCACUGUCAACACCAGAACCCGCGGAGCUGCUCCUCGUCAGCCCCGCCAUCAGGAUCUCGUGAGUGUCAACUCAUCUUAUGUGACUCUUCACUUGUAUACCUGGCCGUCGGGAGGCUGUCCCUUCACCUGUUGGGCAGUGGAAUACAGACCUCACUCAGAAUCCAACUUUAUUCCUGUUGCAUCUCAUCUGGCGGGGGACACAGACUCCCUCACUCUUCCAGAGUUAGCCCCACUAACUUGGUACCAGCUUCGUAUCACAGCCCAUAAUGCUGCAGGGUCUGCAACUGCUGUUUACGACGUGGCCACAGCAUCUCUCACUGGAGCAACCUUAUCGCCGGAAUCUGUGAUUGAGGUGGUAGAGAGCAGUGGAGCACCUCUCUACCUCGACCCUCAUGUCUUGGCACCAGUUGUGUCUGGCAUAGCGUGUACCCUCGCGCUACUACUAUGUGUGGGUCUCCUAGUCUCCAGAGGACGUGCGCGGUUUGUAAAGAGUGAGUCUGGACCUUCCGGAGACGGUGCCACUGCCACCAGGGGACCUAAAUACCCUCACUCAUUAGCUGAGCUACAGAACCACCGUAAUGACAGCCAGGAGCAGCUCUCUCCUGCAGCUAAAGCCAAACAAGAGGAGGCCUACACUGACAUCAAGACAUCCAUCGAAGAACAAAACACUUGGGCAUCCAUCGAUAACAUCAUCAGAAUACCUAACGCUCCUUCAAUGAUCAAGCUUACCUUCUCUAACAUCGACAUGGCUGCUAGAGCACUGUCUGAUGGCCUAGCUAUCUCCUACUAUCACAUUCAUGCGAGCCACAUUGAACCUGAACGUUUCGCCCACACCUCGCCAUGUUGGACCUGCUACUCCUACCACCACUCAACGCCUGACUGUUCCCUGAAAGGGAAGAAAUUCUGCACUAACUGCUGUAAAGAUGGCCAUGUUUUCGGGGACUGUUCUUCCACCGCUACCACUUCUACCUGCUUAAGCUGCAAAGGUACUCAUCACACCCUUGCAGCAAAAUGCCCUCUACGAAAAGAAGCCCUGUCCAAGAAAAUCAUUGAAGAAAUAAAAAAGAACUGCCCUAAGUCGCCGACGUACGUUGCCAUCUGCAAACUCCAAAAUGUUACUUUGCCAUACUUCAGCAGCAUGUCAACAUGA